AUGAUAGAUCAUGUUAUGGGCCGGCCCUCGGUCCAGUUCCGUAAGAUACAAGUGCUGGCUGUCGUGUCAUUCUGGUCUUUCUAUCUCUACAGAGGUGACCGUCACGGCCCGCCAAUCCUCCGCCGCAUCUCUGCCCUUCUGUCCCGGAAGCUCACUGUCUGGCAAUCCGUCCUCAUAACGCUCAUAUAUCUCUACAUUGCCCGUAACUUCGGCAAGCUCCUCGGUCUCGAAUGCCCCGAACCGCUUGCAAAUCUAUACUCGCGCUCAUACUUCCGUGCGACAUGGGUCACGACAGCGCUGGACGCUGGCUUUUGGUCUGCUAUGCGCAUCAAAAGGAAGGGCGUCAGGGACAUCAUGAGCGUCAUCUUCAGUGUAUACUACAUGAUCUGCGCUGAGCAGGCAGACGAGAAGGUCAGGAAGAUCAGAGCCACGCUCACAGUCGACCACUUACGCGUGGCGUGGAACAAAGGCACAACACCAUACCUAGCUGGGCUGACAAACCUGAUGCGCCCGCGGCUCAUGUGGUAUCCGCCGCGUAAAAUCCGCAUACCUAGGCCGCAGGCAAGCUCAUACAAAGAGCCAGUGAUAGGAUGGCUGUAUUUCAACGGGCCAGUGAGCGCCCUGAAGAAACACGACAAGGUUGUCUUGGACAUUCCUGGUGGUGGCUUUGUCGCUAUGGACCCCAGAAACCAUGACGACAAGCUUAUGGGAUGGGCCGGAAGAAGUGGAUUGCCGGUCCUGAGCCUGGAUUACAGGAAAGCGCCAGAGUUUCCAUAUCCAUACGCACUGAACGAGUGCUAUGAUGUCUAUCACACUAUCGUUGCUUCACGGGGAAGAUGUAUGGGGCUUUCAGGGGAACAAGAACCGAAGAUUGUCGUAUCUGGUGACUCAGCUGGUGGCAAUCUUGCCGUAGCGAUGGUUCUCAUGAUUCUUCAGAGCGGUUCGACAGCUACAAGACGAUGGCAAGGCGAACACGCAAUGCCACCCCCAGCCGGUGUAGUCUUAAUCUACCCGGCGCUUGAUAUGAACAUAGGCAACUGGAUGACAGACGAGCAAAUGGCUCUCAUCCGCGACCGCAGAGUAAGGAAGACCAACAAACCAAUCCUGCGACACAAGAGCGAUGACUAUCGGCAUCUUGCACCAAAUACUCCUGGUGUCUCUGAUAAUUCAGACAGCGAAGAUGAAGGCUCCAACAAGAUCAAUCGGACGUCCAGUGGCUCCAAGCCGAUGAGUGAACGCGUCCUCACCUCUCCGCAGACAAUGAUCAAGCUCUCCGCAGCACACACUGGAAAAGAUGGCAGCUCUCUUCCUCAUAUCGACACUGCUAUUGCGGAUUAUGGUCAAACGACUCGGACACCUGACCAAAUGACACCUAUGUUUAAUGGAAUGCCGCCCACUCCAGGUGUAACCCAGCCGCCAACACCAGGCGUACCACAGGAAGCGCUUCCAGCACCGCCUGCUACGGCAAUCAAGACUCGUCUCGCUACAUCGAGUAUGAUUUCAUACUUCAACGAUCGUAUUCUGACUCCAGAGAUGAUGCGUGCUAUGAUCAUUCUGUACAUCGGCCCGCAUCAUCGUCCGGACUUUAGCACCGAUUACCUUCUUUCACCCCUUCUAGCUCCUGAGAGUUUGUUGGCCAAGUUUCCUCGGACGUGGAUGCUGACAGGCGAGCGUGACCCUCUUGUCGAUGAUACGGUCAUUUUUGCAGGUAGACUGAGACAAGCAAAGCGGGCAGAAUGGGUCACAGCGCGAGAGUUAGGGCUGGAUUGGGCGAGGGGCACUUUUAGGGAAGAGGAUUGGGUGAAUGUUGAUCUCAUACCAGGCAUCUCGCACGGAUUUUUGCAAUUCGUAUCUGUCUUCCCCGAAGGAUGGAAAUAUAUCUUCAGAUGCGCAAAGUGGAUGCAAGAGGCCUUUGAAGAGCGACAGCAAAGAGAUGCAUUCGAUGAUCUCAUCACCCCUUUGGAUAUUCAGCACCUCAAUCGCCGGAACUCGGAUUACUUUGGUUCGGGUGCAACAGUUGGCCUCGCAGAGGCAGUGAACAGUCUCGCCUCUUCGCAACGGGCACGCCAUCAUCACCGCUCCGGUACUGCGUCGUCUGCCGACGAAGAUAGGCCACUUGAAAUGACCGUGCUUUCGAAAGGGAAGACGAGAAGUCCUCCCAAGGGUGCGACUGGCGCGGACGCAAAUGGUGGAGCAAGUGGUCACGCCAGAGGCAGAGGCAGAAUAAGGAAAAGUGACCGCGGUAGGAGAAAAAGUCUCGUGAGCUUGGCCAGUGACGAUGAUCUUUUAGGAAGGAGAAUGAAAGGACUUACUGGAGGUCUUGGUGGCGACGGAGUUGUGUGA
Messenger RNA from Parastagonospora nodorum SN15, 2343 nucleotides. RefSeq lists its product as hypothetical. The coding region runs from base 1 to 2343 and encodes 780 amino acids. Gene Ontology annotation, cellular component: cytosol. The record is from RefSeq and is a predicted model, not a curated record. Gene Ontology annotation, molecular function: triacylglycerol lipase activity; sterol ester esterase activity. Gene Ontology annotation, biological process: triglyceride catabolic process. Lineage: Eukaryota; Fungi; Ascomycota; Dothideomycetes; Pleosporales; Phaeosphaeriaceae. The transcript is spliced from 2 exons.